Suillus discolor is the source of this 564-nucleotide messenger RNA. RefSeq lists its product as uncharacterized. The transcript has 2 exons. The record is from RefSeq and is a predicted model, not a curated record. Lineage: Eukaryota; Fungi; Basidiomycota; Agaricomycetes; Boletales; Suillaceae. Bases 1 to 564 code for a protein of 187 amino acids.
AUGUGCUUUUCUGCUUAUAAACGUGCCGCAGACACUGCGCUUACCCCUACGAAAGCCAGCAAACGGAUGCGCAUUCGUUUAGAGUCAGCUGGAAGAUCCUCGGAUGACAAGGAGAAGGAAUUAAAUGACCUCGGUUCUGCGUCGCAGGAACGCACAAUAAAGGAGUACGCCUACACUCUCCUUGAGAUGUUGGAACGGCUGGAAUACGACGUCGAGAAUUCGGAGGCAGAUUGGUUCAGAGAUAAAAAGGAGUUUGAGGAGACGCACAUAAGGCAUCUUCAAGAGAUCGAAGAACUACGGAUGAUGCAUCACGACGAACUGGAACAGUAUCAAGAUCGUAUCGACGAGUUGGAGGAAGACGUGCGAUAUAAGCAGGAUAUAAUUGACGUUCUCACUAACGAUGUCAGUAGGUUGGAGGAGGAAAACGAUAGACAUAGGACGGACAUUGACAGGAUGAUUGAACACAGCGUUCAAGAUGGUAUUGCACGGAGGGUGUCAUUUUCAGCGCUAAAAGAUACAGUAAUUGCAUGUUUUGACAAAGCUGACUUGGACUCCCGUACUUAG